Messenger RNA from Oxyura jamaicensis (ruddy duck), 4078 nucleotides. Its product is annotated as hexokinase HKDC1-like. The transcript has 19 exons. Bases 299 to 3052 code for a protein of 917 amino acids. NCBI's taxonomy places the organism in Eukaryota, Metazoa, Chordata, Aves, Anseriformes, Anatidae. Gene Ontology annotation, cellular component: mitochondrion; cytosol. The record is from RefSeq and is a predicted model, not a curated record. Gene Ontology annotation, biological process: glucose 6-phosphate metabolic process; glycolytic process; intracellular glucose homeostasis. Gene Ontology annotation, molecular function: fructokinase activity; ATP binding; D-glucose binding.
CACAAGUGGGAGUGCCGAGCAGAGGGAAGAAACCUGAAAUCCUCUCCAACUUUCCCAGUUCCCCGCAGCACUUUGUGCUGUGCUGGAGCGAGCUGUUCGGCCCCCGGGGGUACGAAGCGGGGUGAAGCCGGGCAGGCUGCGUGGCAGCUCUGUGGCAAAGUGGAACGCCACUGUCUCGCCCUGAGGGAAAUGCCUCAGCUGAAGUUUCUCUAGCUCCAGCGUCGUGAAUAAAGACGUGUCGUUUUGGAGUUCCUCAGCAGCAGCUGUCACUACUGACACAUCCAUCAGCCUCAAGAAAAUGUUUGCCGUCCACUUGCUAGCUUUCCAUUUUACAAAGCUAAAAGAGGAUCAGAUAAAAAAGGUUGACAGAUACCUGUACCACAUGCGUCUCUCUGACGAUGUCCUGCUGGACGUGAUGGCGCGCUUCCGGGCCGAGAUGGUGAAGGGCCUGGGCAGAGACACCAAUUCCACAGCAACGGUGAAAAUGCUGCCGACCUUUGUGCGCUCCCUUCCUGACGGCUCGGAGAAGGGUGACUUCCUCGCUGUUGACCUGGGCGGCUCCCAGUUCCGUGCUCUCGAGGUGAAGGUGUUUAACGAUGGCAAGCAGAGCAGCCAGCUGGAGAGCAAGUUUUACCCCACACCAAAGGAGGUCAUACAGGGCAGCGGAACCGAGCUCUUCAAUUACGUUGCUGACUGCCUGUUAGACUUCAUGGAGUCCAAAAACCUGCAGCAUAAGAAGCUACCCCUUGGCUUUACGUUUUCUUUUCCAUGCAAACAGACCAAACUGGAAGAGGGGGCCCUCCUUGCCUGGACGAAACACUUCAAGGUCCGAGGAGUGCAGGGCACAGAUGUAGUCAGCUCGCUGCGCAAGGCCCUCCAGAAGCACAAGGACAUCGACGUUGAUGUUCUGGCAAUGGUCAAUGACACCGUAGGAACCAUGAUGACUUGCGGCUAUGACGACCCGCGCUGUGAAGUUGGACUCAUCAUUGGGACUGGCACCAACGCAUGCUACAUGGAGGAAAUGAGGCACAUCGAUUUGGUGGAAGGCGAUGAAGGCAGGAUGUGCAUUAACACAGAGUGGGGUGCCUUCGGAGAUGAUGGUGCUUUGGAUGACCUCCGCACGGAGUUUGAUCGGGAGCUCGAUCUGGGAUCUCUCAAUCCUGGAAAACAAUUGUUUGAGAAGAUGAUCAGUAGCCUGUACGUAGGGGAGCUUGUGAGACUCAUUCUUCUAAAAAUGACGAAGGAAGGUCUGCUCUUCAAUGGGAAAGUGUCAACAGCUCUGCUUACUAAGGACAAGAUCGAAAUGAAGCAUGUGUGUGCAAUGGAAAAAUACAAGGAAGGUCUGAGCAACACGAAAGAGAUCCUUACCGAGCUGAACCUGUUCCCCUCUGAAGAGGACUGCAUCGCUGUCCAACACGUCUGCACCAUCGUUUCCUUCCGCUCGGCCAAUCUCUGUGCCGCUGCCCUAGCAGCCAUACUGACCCGCCUGAGGGAGAACAAAAAGGUGUUAAGGCUGCGAACCACUGUCGGGAUCGAUGGGGGACUCUAUAAAACUCACCCCCAAUACCCCAAACGUCUGCACAAGGUGGUGAGAAGGCUGGUCCCCAACUGUGAUGUUCGGUUCCUCCUCUCUCAGAGCGGCAGUGCGAAGGGGGCCGCCAUGGUUACAGCGGUGGCGUACAGGCUGGCUGCUCAGCGCAAGCAAAUCGAUGCCGUUCUCGCCCCAUUCCUGCUGUCCCUGGACACCCUCAGAGAAGUAAAGAACAAAAUGAGGGCCGAGCUGGAAUAUGGGCUCAAGAGAGAGACGCAAGCCAGUGCCACAGUGAAGAUGUUGCCCACGUAUGUCUGUGGGACACCAGACGGAACAGAGAGCGGAAAGUUCCUUGCCCUUGAUCUUGGUGGGACAAAUUUCAGAGUUCUGCUGGUCAAAAUUAGAAGCGGGAGGAGGAGAUCCGUGCAGAUGUAUAACAAAAUCUUUGCCAUUCCUUUGGAGAUCAUGCAAGGGACAGGGGAAGAGCUCUUUGACCAUAUAGUCCAGUGCAUAGCAGACUUCCUGGAGUAUAUGGGGAUUAAAGGUGCCCGGCUGCCUCUGGGCUUCACCUUCUCCUUCCCAUGCAGGCAAGCCAGCAUUGACAAGGGUACGCUUGUGGGAUGGACAAAAGGUUUUAAGGCAACAGACUGUGAAGGGGAAGAUGUUGUUGAUAUGCUGAGGGAGGCUAUCAGGAGAAGAAAUGAGUUUGACUUGGACAUUGUAGCAGUGGUGAACGACACUGUUGGGACAAUGAUGACAUGCGGAUACGAGGAUCCAAACUGUGAGAUUGGCCUCAUUGCAGGAACCGGCAGCAACGUGUGCUACAUGGAGGACAUGAAAAACAUAGAAAUUGUGGAAGGGAACGAAGGAAAAAUGUGCAUUAAUACAGAAUGGGGAGGAUUCGGUGACAAUGGCUGCAUUGACAACAUCAGAACCAAAUAUGAUAAACAAGUAGAUGAAGGCUCACUAAAUGCAGGGAAACAGAGGUAUGAAAAAAUGACCAGUGGAAUGUAUCUAGGUGAAAUAGUGCGGCAAAUCCUGAUCGACUUAACCAAACAAGGACUGCUGUUCAGAGGACAGAUCUCAGAAUCACUCAGGAAAAGAGGCAUAUUUGAAACAAAAUUCCUAUCUCAGAUUGAAAGCGACCGGCUUGCCCUCCUCCAAGUGCGUCGAAUUCUGCAGCAGCUUGGCCUGGACAGCACAUGUGAAGACAGCAUCAUUGUGAAAGAAGUCUGUGGAGCUGUUUCCAGGAGAGCUGCCCAACUCUGUGGGGCGGGACUGGCAGCGAUUGUAGAGAAGAAGAGAGAAAAUCGAGGUGUGGAGCACUUGCAAAUUACUGUUGGAGUAGACGGGACCUUGUACAAGCUCCAUCCGCAUUUUUCUAGGGUCCUGCAGGAAACAGUGAGGGAACUGGCACCUCAGUGUGAUGUGACGUUCAUGCUCUCUGAAGAUGGGAGUGGGAAGGGAGCUGCCCUCAUUACUGCAGUAGCAAAAAGAUUGCAUAAUAUUGGACGGAAAUAAAAAUGAGAAAUGGAGUCAUUUCAGCACUGCCAGGCAUGUGCACUAGAGAUUUACUGAGCGGUGACUGAAGAUAGCUUUGCCAGACACCAGUACCCAGGUACCUGAUUUUCAGGGAGCAGCUGGUUUUUGACCAGCCAGGAUUGUGGAUUUUUGUCCUUUGGAUACCACUUGGACCAGGUGUUUCAGCUCCCCACUAUUAUGUCUCGGCAUACUGCAGUCUACUCAGUUCUGUACUUCCUGCAGUGGAAUAAUAAAAUAAUGCAUAUGGAAGAGUCAGACAAACAGAAAAACCCAAACCAAACCAACCAACCAACCAAAAACCCAAAGGUGUCUUUUUACAAUGGCUUAAUUAAGCUACUGUACCACAAGAGAAUUUAGCACCAGGUUCUUAGGAUUUGUGAGUUUUAGUUUUGACUUGGCCUGUCUUAAGGAAUAUUGAGAUCUGGUGUUGCACAGAUCUAGUGGACGUUUGUUUAAAGACAUCACAGAUUUUACAAUAAAUCUGCAGGUAAAAUAAGUUAAUGGGCUUUGAUCGGUGACGCUUUCCCCCCACACCCAGCUACAUCGGUACUGUAAUACUUCCAUGAGUACAGGAGACAUGUUUAAUAGAUGAAUGUAAUGAAAAAGAAAUAUGAUUCUACACAAUAACAGUUUGUGUCAAAAUAUAUCAGUGCACUUGAAUGCACAUAAACAUAAGCAGUGCUGGAUGGACUCUGAUUGUGGCUAUUUUGAUUCUGGGGGAAAAAGAGGGUGUAGAAGCAGCUACAGGGUCUACUAUGUGCACGUUAGAGCUACGUAGAUAGUAACAAAUUUGUUCAUCUUCAGGCCAUCAAAAUAGUUUUGUAGAAAGGAAAAAAAAUCACCUGAAUUUCUGAAAUUCUCCUCUUUGUUUUCCCUCGGCUAUCUGCUUGCCCGUUUGAGGGAGGAUAGCUCCAUUAUGUGGGAGUUUAUCCUUGACUUUCAUUUUCUGUUGCCUGUUGUUCUGCCUGUCUGUAGUUCAUUGUAAAUAAAUCUGUGGUGCUGUGA